AUUUAGUAUUUGCAUUGAUUGCACACAAGUUUGAACGUAUUGUCUCUUAGUUACACCAUAUCUCAUGGAAGAAAACAAAACAAAUGAGAUUAUAUACGGUUUGUUCGAACAUAAAGAGUAAAAGUUCUGAUUUCAAAUGUUAAGUUUAAAUUUGCAUUAACUCGAAUAUUGUCAUUUCAUUAAGUUUUACAAAAGAAGAGAGUAGGAUUAUUUCUUGAAAUGAAUUUUGUACAGCACUAGAGUCGGGUCGUGGUGAUAAAGCCAAACGACAUUCAUCAAUCUAAAGGAAUCAGUGAACAAGUAACCGGAUUUUAACGGAUGCGGGCUUUACAAAAUUCGGAUGACUUUUAUGUGUUUGGAAUUAGAUUGAUUUCAAAACUUUUUCAAAAACAAAACGUGAAAUUGUGUUGACCACUGGAUUUAUUGUGUGUGUAAAUAUAUUUCUCUCAGAAAAAGACAACAUGAGUAGGGUAAGGAAGCCAGGAAUUCUUAGAGUGAUGACUAAGACCCCAAUUCGGGAAGGUUCUACAAGAGAACGGACAUGGGAAGCUAAAUCUAACGUAUCAGACACUGAGAUGGCAUGUCCUAGACAAAUAGAAAACACGUAUAAACUUACGCCAGACGACGAGAAGAAAUUCAGACCUGGAAAAGUAGAAAGAGUAAUGAAAGAGACACUGACUGAAUAUUUAACUGAUGUUGAAUAUGAAAAGACACUUGGUCAGCGUAUGAGUAAGAUGUUAGCGGAUACCAUAAAGAGUAAGGUCAAAGAGUUCAAAUGGACACGUUACAAGCUGGUGGUACACGUGAUCAUCGGUGAGAACAGGGAGCAAGAUAUCACGGCCGGAAGUAGAUUUCUCUGGCUGGACGACACGGACAACUACGCAUCUACCACGUUCUCAAACAAAUCACUGUUUGCUCUAGCCGUGUGUUUUGGUGUAUACUAUGAAUAACAUAGGUUUUAGUGAUUAAUAUUUUAAUAUUUGAAUGUGUAUUUAAUGUGUAUGUGAUAUAUAUGAAAGCCAUAUGACAUUCAUUGCAGCAGACGAUGAAUUGUUAGUGAUAAAGAGUGAUUUCGGGGACAAUAAUUUUUGUUAUUUAUGUAUUUACUUUUUUUUUAAUCUAGAAAAAAUAUAAUUAUGCCUGUUAAAUAAUUACAAAGACGGUGGAGUAAGUUCUAACUAUUAUACAAUGAAAAAAUAAACAACGGUUAAGGGAUAGUUUUAACAACUGUCUGUUACUUAGAUUUCCAUUCUUGAAAACCAUCUGUAUUACAAUACUUAAAUAGAGAAAUAAAAAUGAUAUAAAUGGUGAUAAAUCGAUAA
Ruditapes philippinarum (Manila clam) is the source of this 1322-nucleotide messenger RNA. RefSeq names its product dynein light chain Tctex-type 5-like. Gene Ontology annotation, molecular function: dynein intermediate chain binding. The record is from RefSeq and is a predicted model, not a curated record. NCBI's taxonomy places the organism in Eukaryota, Metazoa, Mollusca, Bivalvia, Venerida, Veneridae. The coding region runs from base 462 to 950 and encodes 162 amino acids. Gene Ontology annotation, cellular component: cytoplasmic dynein complex; cytoplasm. The transcript is spliced from 2 exons. Gene Ontology annotation, biological process: microtubule-based movement.